GUCAGACAUAGUAUGGCUACAUGCGGAGGCUUCAUGUCAAUAAAACUACAUUUGCUUCUCGGAAAUCACGUUUCCUGUGCUAACUUCCGUAAGGGGAGUUGUUCACAUGUACACAAUAAUCGAGCGCGGGGAGUAGGAGAGGUGACAUCUCCAGAGACGUGUUAACUGUAUUGAUAUAGGUGUUGACGUCACUCCCUCCGCUGCUGAAGGGUUCUCUGAGAAGCUGCUCUGGACCCGUUUCCAUUCAACAUGACAUCAGAGAACACCCUGGACGAUGAGGACACCUUCAAGAUCCUGAUCGCCACGGAUAUUCACCUUGGUUACCUGGAGAAAGAUGCUGUCCGUGGCAACGACACGUUCAACACCUUCGACGAGAUCCUGAAGUGUGCCAAAGAGAACCAAGUCGACUUCAUCCUGUUGGGAGGUGAUCUGUUCCAUGAGAACAAGCCUUCCAGACGCUGUCUUCACUCCUGCAUCUCUCUGCUGAGGAAGUACUGCAUGGGAGACACUCCUAUCCUCUUCGAUGUCCUCAGUGACCAGGCUGUCAACUUCAGCAACAGCAAGUUCCCGUGGGUGAACUAUCAGGAUGAGAACCUGAACAUCUCCAUCCCCGUGUUCAGCGUGCACGGUAACCAUGACGAUCCUACAGGGGCGGAUGGUCUGUGUGCGUUGGAUCUCCUGAGCUCUGCCGGACUUGUCAAUCAUUUUGGCCGCAGCCAAUCAGUAGAGAGGAUAGAGAUUAGUCCCGUCCUCCUGCAGAAAGGCAGCACUAAGCUAGCCCUGUACGGCAUCGGCUCUAUUCCUGAUGAGCGCCUCUACAGGAUGUUUGUUAACAACCAGGUGACCAUGCUCCGCCCCAAAGAAGACCAGGACCAAUGGUUCAACCUCUUCACCAUCCACCAGAACAGGAGUAAGCACGGGGCCACCAACUACAUCCCAGAGCAGUUUCUGGAUGACUUCCUGGACCUGGUAGUGUGGGGUCAUGAACACGAGUGUCUGAUAAACCCCAGCAGGAACGAACAGCGGCUGUUCUACGUCACCCAGCCUGGUAGCUCUGUUGCCACGUCACUGUCCCCCGGAGAGGCCGUCAAGAAGCACAUAGGUCUGCUGAGGGUGAAGGGGCGUAAGAUGAACCUUCAGAAGAUCCCGCUGCACACGGUGCGUCAGUUUUUCAUCCAGGACCUGGUCCUCUCAGAGCACCCUGACCUCUUCAACCCUGACAUGCCCAAGGUCAACCAGAGGGUAGAGGCCUUCUGCCAGGAGAAGGUGGAAGCGAUGAUUGAGGAAGCAGAGCGAGAUCGACUGGGAAAGCCCCUUACCCCUGAGAAACCCCUCAUACGCCUCAGAGUGGACUACAGCGGUGGUUUUGAGGCCUUCAAUGCCACUCGUUUCAGUCAGAAGUUUGUAGAGCAGGUUGCGAACCCCAAAGACGUUGUUCACUUCAUCAGACAGAAGGAGUACAAGGCCAAAGUUAAAGGCGAAGCAGAUGUUGACUUUGGGCAGCUCCUGAGUCACUCCUCAACUGAGGGUCUGAGGGUGGAGGAUCUAGUUAAAGAGUACUUCCAGACAGCAGAAAAGACGGUGCAGCUCUCCCUGCUGACGGAGCAGGGCAUGGGGAAGGCGGUGCAGGAGUAUGUGGACAAGGAGGAGAAAGAUGCCAUCGAGGAACUGAUCAGAUACCAGCUGGAGAAAACCCAGAGACACCUGCAGCAGAGAGGAGUACUGACAGAGGAGGAGAUUGACCAGGAGAUUCGCCGUUUCAGAGAAUCUAAGAAAAACACUGCAGAGGAGGAUGAAGAGGUUCAGGUGGCCCUCAACAGGGCUAAAGCUCACCGCAUAGAGCGAGGCGAAGACCUGGACCAAUCAGAUGAGCAUGAUGUGUCCAUGGAUUCGGACGAGGACUCUGCCCCUCCUCCCUCCACCAGGGGCAGGGGGCGGGGUGGCAGGGGAAGGGGCCAAACCACAGCCAGGAGAGGAAGGGGUGCAGCAGAGCCGAAGCCAGCUGGGCGGGCCCGUUCUCGGAAGGCCUCAGUGGCCACCCCCCCCCAGGGCAGAAACAUCAUGGAUGCGUUCCAGGCUCCACCCCAGCGGCCAUCGAGAGGGGCGGUGGCUGCUAAAUCUUACACAGACGAGAUAACCAUUGACGAUGAUGACUCUGACGAUGUUUCCUUUGUGAAGCCUUCAUCUAGACUGACUCCUGCAUCACGCCCAACACCUGAAUCACGCCCAACACAGAGGCGGGGCUCCCAGAGUCAGAGCCAAUCAUACAGAGGAGUGACAUUUGAUGACGACGAUGAUGAGGAGGACUUUGACCCGUUUAAAGGCUCCAGUAGGAGUGGCCGGCGAUAGCUUUAACCCCGCCCCUUUGGACAAUGUUCAUGUUUCUUAUUGGCUAGUGAGCUGUGAAUGUAUGAUUAACUUACCCAUAGUACUUCACCCCACUUAUGGUCCUGACGAUUGACCCCUGGGCUGCCAAUACGCUGCCUGUUCAGAAUAGAGGAAGUGUUAGCUGGCUGUACCUGUGUCUAAACUCUUAUUUUUCAUCCUAUAGCUUGUUCUCAAUCUUCUUUUUAACUGUGAGAUAAUGUCGUAUGGUGAGGUCCCAGCGCCUAUUAGGUUUCCAUUCAUUCUAACUUCUAGCUGGAGUUUUCCAUACCAUCUGAAGACCUGCUUUGACUGUUGAUUGGCCGUUCUGAGCUCCUAAAGCGUCAUUAGUCAGUGUUGUUGAGCCCUGUUAUUGGUCAGUGUUGGACCCAUUCAGUCACCAUGGCAACCGUCCGCUUUCACCAAAUGUAUUAAAUACUUCCUGUUUCUA
Molecule: messenger RNA, 2815 nt
Organism: Salvelinus fontinalis (brook trout)
Lineage: Eukaryota; Metazoa; Chordata; Actinopteri; Salmoniformes; Salmonidae
Gene: mre11a
Product: MRE11 homolog A, double strand break repair nuclease
Exons: 19
Coding region: 250-2349 (699 amino acids)
Biological process (GO): mitotic intra-S DNA damage checkpoint signaling; double-strand break repair via nonhomologous end joining; mitotic G2 DNA damage checkpoint signaling
Cellular component (GO): Mre11 complex; nucleus
Molecular function (GO): manganese ion binding; DNA endonuclease activity; 3'-5'-DNA exonuclease activity
Source: RefSeq, a predicted model, not a curated record